This is a messenger RNA of Cooperia oncophora, 261 nucleotides long. Lineage: Eukaryota; Metazoa; Nematoda; Chromadorea; Rhabditida; Trichostrongylidae. The record is from the annotation of a GenBank genome assembly.
AUGCCCCUUCGUUCCUUGUGUUAUCUCAUCCUGCUACUGUUUGAGGUCUGGAGAGGUAUGGCCUGGGUGACGGACGGGAUUGAAGACGAAGAAGAGGAAACACGAUCGUCUGAUAAGAUGGAACAGGGAAUCGAUUCAUACGGUAGUAUGGCGGUGAAGAAGCUUUCAAUUAUUCCUGAGGCGAGUUCCUUUGUCAAGGAAACGAGUGUUCAAGUGGAAGACAGCGACGAAAUAAAUUCCAUGAAUGACGUUGCCCUCUAA